AUGGCUGACGGCCAACCCUCAAAGUCUGUCGAGAUACCACCAAUUGUGCAAGAGCUGGUAACCGACGUGCAGGAGCCACCAAGCCGGUACGUUGUUCCCGAGCAAGACCGCCCCGAUGUGGCUGGUUCUGAGAUGCCUGAGCCCAUCGCCAUUGUUGAUCUCAGCCGUCUAUCUUCCACUGACAACAGCGACGAUGAGAAUGUCAAGCUGAGGUCUGCCUUGGAGAACUGGGGCCUCUUCCUAGCUGUUGGACAUGGGAUGGAGCCAAGCUUUCUUGGUGAGGUGAUGAAAGUGACAAGAGAAUUUUACAAACUCCCACUGGAAGAGAAACAGAAGUACUCAAACUUUGUGGAUGGCAAGGAGUUCAGAAUGGAAGGAUAUGGGAGCGACAUGGUCAUAUCAGAGAAGCAGAUCUUGGACUGGUGCGACCGGUUCAAUCUCGUAGUGGAACCUGAGUCUCGGAGAAACUAUACUCUAUGGCCAACACAACCUCCUUCUUUCAGAGAUAUUCUGAGCGAGUACACAGUCAGAUGCAGGGAGAUCACCAACCUUGUCCUCAAGAACCUGGCCAAGCUGCUCAGUUUAGACAAGGACUAUUUCAUCAACAUGCUCGAUGAGAAUGCCAUUACACACGCCAGGUUUAACUACUACCCUCACUGUCCCAAGCCGGACCAAGUCUUUGGCCUGAAGCCCCACUCAGAUGCCACAGUGAUCACAAUUGUCUUCAUCGAUGAUAGCGUGAGUGGGCUUCAACUGCAGAAAAAUAAUGUCUGGUAUGAUGUGCCAAUCAUUCCGAACGCACUACUUGUGAACAUGGGAGAUGUAAUGGAGAUAAUGAGCAAUGGGUUCUUCAAGAGUCCGGUUCACAGGGUUGUCACCAAUGCUGAGAAAGAGCGUCUGUCAUUGGUGAUGUUCUAUGCGAUGGACCCGGAAAGGGAGAUUGAGCCAGUGCAAGAGCUGGUGGACGAGAAGAAUCCGAGGCGGUACAGGAAGAUCAAAACCAAAGACUACAUAGCAGAGAUAUUCAAAACUUUUGCAAGAGGGGCACUAGCCAUUGACACAGUGAAGAUCUGA
Messenger RNA from Aegilops tauschii subsp. strangulata, 1074 nucleotides. RefSeq names its product protein LATERAL BRANCHING OXIDOREDUCTASE 1-like. The record is from RefSeq and is a predicted model, not a curated record. NCBI's taxonomy places the organism in Eukaryota, Viridiplantae, Streptophyta, Magnoliopsida, Poales, Poaceae.